AUGUCAACUCUUAAUAAAGACGAGUGCAUUUGUGGCAAAAAAAAAGGAAUGCUGAAUGAUUCAAAUUGGAAACGGCAUACCACAUCAUGUAAAAUGCGAAAAUCUAAAAUUAAUAACUUGGAUAUUUCAUCUUUUUUCAAAAAGCGAUCAGCGAGAGCAAAUAUGAUUGAAACUAGUCAAACAAAAAAACAGCGUUUUGAUAUUGGUGAAAAUGCCAUAGCUGUUGAACAAAUUAGAAAACCGGAUGAAACUGUUCUCAAUGUCUUAGAUAAUGAUUUAACUGUUGAUUUGGAACAAAUUAGAAAACCUGAUGAAACUGUUCUCAAUGUCUUAAAUAUAGAUGAUUUAACUGUUGAUUUGGAACAAAUUGAAAAACAAGAUAAAACUGUGCUAAAUGACUUAGAAAUGGAUGGCGAUCCUGUUGUGUUUACUACAAUAGAAAAACUCACUCCAGAUCUUGUAGAAUUUUUUUUCAAAAAAGGACCUUCACAGCCUAUGCCAAAUGAUCUACCGGACAAACACUUUCCAAAGGAUAAAAUCGGUCGGUCUUUUCACGAAUCUUGGUAUUGGAAAGGUGAUGGAAACGGAACUAAACGAAAAUGGUUGUCUUACUCUAUAAAAAUUGAUAAAGCAUUUUGCCAUUAUUGUGUUUUAUUUAAAACAAAACUAUCUAACUGUCAUUGGACUAGACAUGGAUUCAAUUUAUGGAAAAAUGGGCCUGCCAAAAUAAUCAUGCAUGAAACAUCUGAAGAUCAUAUAAUGUCAUCUAUUAAACACAGUUACAAAGAAGCAUCAUUCCCACUUAUUCCAUCUAUCACAGAAAAAUUGAAUGCUGACAUAUGUCUUAAUAAGGAAAUAAUAAGUCAUCUGAUUGAUUUAACCUUAUUUUUGGGUAGACAUUGUCUAUCUUUCAGAGGUCAUCGAGAAGGUUGGAAUGAAGAAAUACGUGGUAACUUCAAAGAUCUAGUAGUCUUAUUGGCCAAGUACUCUCCUGUAUUAGCAUCUCAUAUUACUGAAAUCCAAAUCCAAGGUAGAAAAGUGAAUAAUUUUCUUUCGUGGCAGCGUCAAAAUCAGUUAAUUAAAGCCAUUUCAACAAAUAUAUUAAAUGUUAUUAAAAAAGAACUAAUUGAAGCUAAAUUUUUAAGUAUUUCUUUAGACACUACUUUUGAUGUUUCUCGAAAAGAACAAGUUUCAUUAAUAUUUCGGUAUAUUAAUAAAAAUACUUGUAUUGUGCAUGAACGUUUAGUAGCUGUCAAAGAAACCAUUUGUACAACAGGUCUACAUUUAUUUGGUAUGUUUGAAACAAUAUGUCAAGAAAUGUCUAUAAAUUGGAAGGAAUUUUUAAUUGGUCAAUCAUUUGAUGGGGCUGCUUCUAUGAGAGGCGAAUAUAAAGGUCUUCAGAGUUGUAUUAAAGAACAAAAUCCAUGUGCAACAUAUAUUUGGUGUUGUGCCCAUCGCUUUAGUUUAGUCAUUGUAGAUGCAGUUUCAAGUUGUACAGAAGCUCGUGAUUUAUUUGGAAACAUGGAAACACUGUAUGAAUUCAUUAGCUGUAGCAAAAAACGAGUUAGUUUGUAUUCUGAUUAUCAAAAAAAAUACUAUCCAAAAAAGCAACUUCGUCGGUUAAAAAGAGUUGAAACAACGCGAUGGUCUUCACAUGCAUCAGCACUUCAAACAGUUUUUGAAACAUUUGAUGCACUGAUUGAUACAUUGUUUGAUCUAAAAGAUGAUAAAUUUACUGAUCGCAUUUGUAGUAUUAAAGCAGAUAGUUUAAUGAACUAUAUGUUAACAGAGCGUUUUAUUUUAACAGGGUAA
Acyrthosiphon pisum (pea aphid) is the source of this 1812-nucleotide messenger RNA. Its product is annotated as zinc finger MYM-type protein 1-like. The transcript has 6 exons. The record is from RefSeq and is a predicted model, not a curated record. The coding region runs from base 1 to 1812 and encodes 603 amino acids. Lineage: Eukaryota; Metazoa; Arthropoda; Insecta; Hemiptera; Aphididae.